CUAGAAAUAGCAUACCUCAGAAUGUAUUUUGGGAAAUUCCAAUCUAAUCAAUUUAAAAGAGUAUCCUUUCAGAAAGAAAAUUGGGACACUGGUUUGACAAGUACAGUUGUAACCUGAGGCACUGGGACAUAGUAUCUGAAGUAUGGACUAUUCUAGAAAUCAUACAAACAAAUUUUUAAAAAAGCGAGAUUCAUGUUACUGCAUUUAAAAAUCUUUAUUUUUGAACUUUAAAGUACCAGUGAAAUGACUCAUUGAUUCUAAAGUGAGAACUUUCAGAUGAUAUUCUAAUAAAAAAAACACGCUUCACGUAUCAUUUUCUGAUAAGUUGAAGAAUUGUUAGUUGGUAAAGACGAAGGCUUGGACUUCCUUAUUCAAAAACUCAAGCCAUUUAUCUUAAUUCUGGUGCAUCUGAAAAGAACUUCCUCUAGGGCCAGGAAAUCUUGCAAGUAUGAAAUAAUCUGAAAAGAGGAGGUAAAAAAGGAAGUAACUGACCAAAGUGAAAAAGAGGAACAAGUACUAAACGAAAGCAGGCUUAAUGCAUAACUGCACAAACAAGAGACAGUGUACUAUGCCAGCCUGAAGGUUACUGAAUGGCAGAUCGUUCAACCCUCAUUUUCUUGAGUUUUCUGUUUUGUUAUCAUCUUCCAUUCAUUUUUGCUUCAUCUUGUGAUUCACUGAUAGAAAAGGAUAUAGAAUGGAGUAAAAUCCCCUGCGAUACUGUGCAAUUGUACAGUAAUGGUUGUAAUGUAAGAAGCAUCAGAUGCAAAGAAAACUAUCAUCCAAGACAAAACUUACUCAAUCUCUCCUCUAACUGCAUCAGAACUUUGCCAGAUAGUGUUUUUUCAAGGCUAAAAGGAAAGUGCCUGCAGCAGUUUCCAGAAUUAUUUUUGAACCGUACACCACUACAAAGAAUUACGUUGGACUGUACCUGUGUAUUCAUUAAGGACAACAUCAAGCUGCUAAACAAUACCGUCUGUGAAGAAAUGCUGAAAAGCUGUGGGGAUACUUCAGUGGCCUUUUCCAUAGGAAUUUUUCUGUUUUUACUCGUGGUGUUCUUGGGAAUUGGGUGCUUUUGGCACUGGAAACACCCUGACACAACCCGAUUUACCUUGCCAAAGUUUUUGCGACGAAGAAGCAGCAAGAGAAACAACUAUGCUAAAACGCCCUCCUUGAGUUCCCAAGUUAUUGGCCCAAAGCAUAAAAUCUCAGCUCAAACCCAAGAUCACAGAUCUGCUAUGGGGAAAACUACCAUACACGGCAACUAUGAAAAUGUGGAAGUAAGACCUCCCAAAGCUAAAGAAGAAACUGAUAAGGAAAUAUAUGAAAACACAAGGCAGUCCAGUUUUGAGGAGCAUAUCUAUGGAAAUCAAACAUCAUCUGACUAUUACGACUUCCAGGAGCCUCAUACUUCUGAAGCCCCUCAAGAUGAAGAUAUAUAUAUUCUUCCAGAUUCGUAUUAACUUUUCAAAAUACUGGAUUUAGUUAUUUGAGGAUAAAUAUUCACUGGGGUUUUUAUUGUACUAAUAUCAUUAUUAAUCAAGUUCUUCUGAUGAAAUUCAGUGGCCGCUCAUCUAUCUCUACCCCUUUGAAUCUUUUGUAUGUGUAUCAAGUAGAUGAAUUCUAGAUGUCCUCUCUACCCUCUUUGCCUUUAGGUUAAAUCUGUAUUUAUAUUAUUCUUCCUCCCAAAUGUUACCUGAAUUUAUCUCUUCCUUCCGUUUCUACCGCUACCAUUUUUUUCUGGCUCUGGAUAAUUGUCACAGCCCCUUCACCAGUCUUUCUGACCUUAGUUUCUACCCACUCAAUUCCUCGUGAUGCUGCCAGAUUUUAAUCUUCAGAAAAUAUCCUCAGUGUCUACAUUACUCCUUUGCUUAAGAACUUUUAAUGCCUCCUCUUUGCUAAAGACAUAAGACCCAUAACCCUAACUCCAGAAUUCAUGAUUUUCCACAGUUGGGCCCAAUUUACCUUUCCAAUGACUUUUUCCUAGUAAUUCCUCACUUCGCUGCUUUCAUCAGAAUCAUCUAAAAACCUGCCAAACUCAUCUCAACUCCAUAGUUUUGCUUGUAUGCCCCCCUCAAACCUGUCUUAGACCGUAAGUUCAACGAGUCUUCUGAAUCAUUUCAAACCUGCAUUUACCUUUUUUUUUUUUUUCUAACUUCCUAUACUUGUCCUGCCUGCUCAAUGUCUUAGGCAUUUAAGCAUAUCAAUAUUUGUUAUAAUAUUUUAUUACUAAAUGUCAUAUGAAAAUGCCUUAAAUUCUCAGCUAAAGAAUAAGGAACUGCCUCACAUUCCUAUUUUUAUCCCCAAUGCCUAGACCAUCAUAUGAGGCAGUCAAUACUUAUUGAAUUGACAUGAAUUGAAUUGUAUAUUUUGCUAAGUAGCUUUGAGAAAAAUCUAAUAAAUGAAUUCAUUACUCAUCCACCCAGGCAAUAUUUAUUGAGUACCUUCUGUCUGUUACAGUCCUGUGCACAUGACCAGGGCAGGGGAGGGGAGCACAACAGUGAAAAGAGUGACUUGAAUCCUGAACAGGUACAGUCUAGUAGGGAAGAAAAGCAAUAUACAAAACAAGCAAACAAAUAAAUACUGUUCUAGUUAUUAACUAUGAUAUCUCAUCUCUGAACCUCCCUUCUAUAUGCUGCUCUGAAUUGCUUGGGCUAGAACUUGUCAAAGUACAUUUUUCCUUUGUCAGGUGACUCCAUGUUAGGCUCUGCCAAAACUGGGUGCUAAAGAAGACUGGAAGACAAUUUACCAGUUGCCAUUAAGUCAAUUCAUACUUACAGUGACCUCAUGUGUGUCAGAGUUGAACUGUGCCCCAUAGGGUUUUCAAUGGCUGAUUUUUUCUGAAAGUAGAUUGCCAGGCCUUUCUUCCAAGGUGCCUCUGGGUAGACUCAAACCUUCAACCUUUCAGUUAGCAGCUGAGGACUUAAAACCAUUUAUGCCAUAAGUCAAAGCCAACUUGAUGGCAAGUGGUUUGGAGCCACUAGGUGGUGAAAAUAGUUAACACACUUGACUGCUGAUCGAAAGGUUAGAGGUUUGAAUCUACUCAGAGGCACCUUGGAAGAAAGGCCUGGUGAUCUACUUCUGAAAGAUCAGCCAUCAAAAAUCCUGUGGAGCACAGCUCUACUCAGACACGCAUGGGAUUGCCAUGAGUUGGAUUUGGCUUGACGGCAACUGGAAGGCUAUAGGAAAAAAAAAUUUUUUUCUUACUGUCCACAUCAGGUCAGAUACCCUAGCCAUGUUCUUUACUCCAGCAUUAGCUGGAGUUUUUAGCUUCCAGUUUCUGGCCCCUUCCAGCAUUCCCAGAAACAGUUUUAUUGCCCCCUGUCAGAAGUACCAGCACCUGCGAGGCAGUACUCACUCCUUACAGUCUGAGGACCAGCCUCCCAGGACUCUUCUCCAAAUUCCUGAGGUACUAGCAGGAGCCAAGCAGCACCUGCUCUUCAGAGUCCUGGGUGCCAGACCUGUAGUUCUUCUCCUAGGUUCCAACAAACCCCAGGCUAAGGGGUGGUAGCUGCUUCCUGAAGUUACUAUCUCUGUGGUAACUCAGUGUCUCUUUUUUGCCUUUUCAAUCUGCUAAUGCUUGUGUAACUAAUUCCCUAGAUUAAAUUCUCUCUGUUAAAACAAGCUGGUAUGUUUGUUGGAUGAAACUGAAUGAUACACACAAAAAUGGUUGUAGAUACUUUGAAGAAAAAAAUAGCUAUUUUUAAGAGCGAUGAGGUUAACAAGGGAAGAGGAUUUUAAUUUAAAUAGUCAAAGGAGGCCUCUCUAAGAACAUGCUUAAGCUGAGGGUAAGAAAGGAUCUAGUCACGUUAAUGUGAUGAUGGUCAAAGGGUAGGGAUGGGAUCAGAAUGUGAAAAGAACCUGAAGCAUGAAAGAAUGCAUGGUGCUUUAGGAACUUAAAGAAAGCUACCGUUGCUGGAUCUUAGAGAAGAGGGGUUGAAGCGACGACACCUGAUGGGUUGGUGAAGAAGGGACUAGCAGACCAUACAACCUCUCAUAGGCCUUUGUAUGCAUCUUAGAUUCUAUUAUGAGUGUAAUUAUAAUGUAUAAAAGAGAUUUAAGCCAAGAAGUGACAUGACAACAUUUUUUAAAAAGAUUCUGGAUUGAGAAAUGACUGUAAAGGGGCAAGAUGGAAGUUGACAGGACAGUUAAGAAAUUUUUACAUUUAAUUUAAAUUGGAGUGGUGGCAGCGCAAAGACAUUGACAAUGCUUCCCUAUAUUUUAGAGAAAAUGCCUAUAGUAUGCACUGAUGAACUGAAUGUGUGUAUUUGAUUGGAGAGGGGUAAGACCUGGGAUUGUGGGAAAGGGAAGAAUCUAGAAAAGCCAACUCUAUUUCUGGCUGGAGCAACAGGGGUGAUUGUAAAGCAUUUUACUGAAAUGAAGAAUAUUUAAAGAAGAAACAGGUUUGGGGGUAUAUAAGUUAAGCAUGAGUUGGACUGUCAAUAACAGAAAAUCAGGCUACAUCGACUUAGACACCUAAUCAUUUUAUUUCUUUCACAUAACAAGGAGACUAUAGUUAGUCAUCCAAGGGCUUGUUGUAUUGGCUCAGUGAUACCAUCAGAGAUCCAGGAUCUUUCUAUCUUUCCUCUCUGUCGUUCUUAGUGUUUGACUUUUACUUCAUAUGUGCUGUCUCACAGUAACCAUCUGGCUACGGAAUCUCCAGGCCUUACAUCCAUGUUCAUGAGGAAGGGAGAAGGAGAAAAGGAAAUAUCAGGAGAUAUCUGUGUAUGUCCAGAAUUGUGUCACAUGGAACUCUCUAGGGUGGGAAAUUAAAUUUUAGUCUUUUUUCAUCUCAUAGAAAUGGAGGUAAGGGAGAGCAGGAAUUGUAAGUGGAAUUUGGGUCAGCCAACCUAAAGAUUUGCCGCAUGGUCAAUAAUCAAUUUUGGGCAUGUUUAUUUUGGUAUGUUCUAAGACAUGUAUUAAGACCCAAGUAGAAAUAUGCAGUAGGUAGAUGAAUAUACGUAUUUGGAUUUUGGAGAACAGGUCUUAGUUGGAGAUGUAAAUUUGAGACCUUUAAGCAUUUAAGUGGUUUAAGCAUUUACAAGAACAAGGAUGUAUGUAAUCACCUGGGAAAAGACUAUAGGGAGCAGAGAGUGAAGAACACGGAGAGAAGAAGGGGAGGAAUUUAGAAGUUUCUCCCCAAAGCAAUAUUUAGAAAUUAGAUCAAUAAGGAGAGUCUAGCGAAGGAGGCUGAGGAAGAGUGGCCAGUGAGAAGGGAGGUAAAUUCUUAUGAAAUCUACAAAUGGUGGUUGAUAUUGUGGAAUAUAUUAUAAAUUGGAACUUAUCUACUAUAGUUAAUUAUCCAAAGGAGUCCCUAGGCAGUGCAAACAGUUAAGCCUUAAGCUCCUAAUUGAAAAGUUGGUGGUUCAAAUUCACCCAGAGGAACCUUAAAGGGAAGACCUGGUGAUCUACUUCUGACAGGUCACAGCCAUUGAAAUCCCUGUGGGGCACAUUUCUACCCUGAAACACAUGGCAUCACCAUAAGUCAGAAUCAACUCCAUGGCAACUAGCUUGUUUUUGCUCUCCAUUCUUCUCCCCAUCCUAUUUCCUAAUUCCUCUUCUGUCUCCUCCUUCUUCUUUCUUUCUGUCUUUCUCCCCACCCCACUCUCCAGUUUCUAUCUCCAAGGAGUGCUGAUGGUGCAGCGGCUAAGUACUUGGCUGCUAACCAUAAAGUCAUGCUGUGGGAGAAAGAUAUGGCAGCCUGCCUCUGGAAAAAUUACAACUUUGGAAACCUUCUGGGGCAGUUCUACUCUGUCCUACAGCUUCGCUAUGAGUCACAAUCAACUCAAUGACAACAAGUUUUGGUUUUUAUCUACAUCUCAAAAGUAAAAAAAAAAAGGCCAAUGAGAAAUAAAGAUAAUAAAGUUCAUGUCCAUCUAUUGAGAGCAGUUUUUAUUUGUGUUAUAUUGUUAGCAAAAGUAACCACAUGCACCACAAUGAGAAGAGGAAGGAUAUUGGGGGUGGGAAAAGAGAUGGUACCAUCAAAUACAUUGAAUGUGACUUUGCUAUGCUAUGUACUUAGAAAUGUAGGCAUGUUUAUAUCCUAUGACUCAUGGCUAGUUACUGUAAGACAUCACGGCCAGCAUCCAGCAACAAUGAGCACUUGGCUUUGACCUCUCUCUCAGCCUGUAAUUUGAAACACUUCACUUCAAUCUGCCUUAUACUUCACUUCUUAACCUAUUACUUAUUUCCACAGCAACCCUAGCCCAUUUGUAAGCUUCCUUUACAACUUCCCAGUUAUUGCUCAGCCCAGACACUUGAGGGUGCUUCUUCAGCAUCCAUUUCUGGCUUCUUACCUCGGUGGUGGCACUUACUCUCCCCUUAGACAAUACUCCCUCACUGUCCUGAUUUAACUCCCCUACCCAAUCCAGCCUAGUCCCCAGGCUCCUACUGAGACAUAGGCCCUGGUGGUAUUUCUGUCAGGUUCCUUUCAGCUGCUGUGAUCGGGUACCAGAUAAACAAAAAAAAAAAAUUUGCCUUUCAGCUGAUUCUGACUCAUAGCAAUCAUGUAGACAGUGUAGAACUGCCCCAUAGGGUUUCCAAAGCUGCAAUCAUUACAGAAGCGGAUUGCCACGUCCUGCUCCCAUGGAAUGGCUGGUGAGUUGGAACCACUACCUUUCAGUUAGCAGCCGAGUGAUUUAUUCAGUGAGCAAUAGGCAUGGAUAUUGAUUAUUCUAGCAAAAAAAUGUCCUGUUUAGGACUUUAAAAUUGUGGCCAUCUUCUCCAAGUCCAAUUCUGAAGUUGAG
Molecule: messenger RNA, 6743 nt
Organism: Loxodonta africana (African savanna elephant)
Lineage: Eukaryota; Metazoa; Chordata; Mammalia; Proboscidea; Elephantidae
Gene: GAPT
Product: GRB2 binding adaptor protein, transmembrane
Exons: 2
Coding region: 591-1460 (289 amino acids)
Biological process (GO): B cell homeostasis; B cell proliferation involved in immune response; immunoglobulin production involved in immunoglobulin-mediated immune response
Cellular component (GO): membrane
Source: RefSeq, a predicted model, not a curated record